GUGGUCUCGUCGCUCUCCUCUCACAAGGAAAGGGUGAGAGAGAACGAAAGUGCGAAAGAAUAUCUCCGAGCUCAAAAUUAGGGUUUCGUCUUCUCCGUCUCGCUCCUCCGAUCUUGGCGCUCUCCCUCAAUCGCUAGGGUUUCUUCGAUCUCCCUCGCCUCCUCCUUCGAGCCCGGCGAUCUCCCUUCGGAUCGCUAGCGUUUCUUCGUCGUCUUCGAGCUCCUCCGAUCUCGGCGUGCGAUCUCCCUUGAUCGAAUUCGCCUCAGCUGGACGAAUGAAGGUUGUGGAUUCCUGAUCUCUUAUGAAGAAAUUAGGAGUGUUAAACCAUACUGCUUGUAACCAAGAAGUGAAGCUUCAGAUUGUAAGAGGAAGGAGAGCUUUUAGGCUAUCUUCUUUCGGAGCGGAUGGCCAUGGAUGAAGAUUGUGCAACUGUAGAUGAGUUAUAUAACGAGCGAAUGAGAUCAUGGUAUUUCAGCAGACAAGAGAUUGAGAACAACUCUCCUUCAAGAAAAGACGGCAUUGAUCGAAGGAAGGAAUCAGAGCUUCGGAUGCUGUACUGUUCAUUUAUUGGGGAUGUUGGCAGGAGACUUAAAUUACCUCAGAUUUCGAUUGCAACGGCAAUAAUGUUUUGUCAUCGCUUCUAUCUCCAUCAGUCUCACGCAAAAAAUGAGUGGCAGACCAUUGCAACAGUAUGCAUAUUUCUUGCGGCCAAGGUUGAAGACACCCCCUGUGCAUUGGACUCUGUUGUGAGGGUGGCCUAUGAAACUAUGUAUAGACGAGAUUCUACUGCUGCUCGAAGAAUUUCUCAAAAGGAUGUUUUUGAGAAGCAGAAGGCCUUGAUCUUGAUCGGGGAGAGAUUACUACUAUCCACUGUACGGUUCGAUUUCAACGUGCAGCAUCCAUACAAGCCGCUUCUUGAUGCUUUAAAUAAACUCAGGAUUACUCGCAAGGAUGUUCGACAAGUAGCGUGGAAUUUUGUGAAUGAUUGGCUCCGGAGUACACUGUGCCUGCAAUAUAAGCCCCAUUAUAUAGCGGCAGGGUCACUCUUCCUUGCUGCUAAGUUUCAUAAUGUCAAACUCCCUUCAGGAAGGGGGUAUGCAUGGUGGAAUGAGUUUGAUGUCAACCCUCGGCAGCUAGAAGCUGCAAUCCGGGAAAUGAUGGAGCUAUAUGCUUCCAAGCAAAGAUCAGUGGCUACCCCGCAUCUUGAGAAGCCAAUUGUGGAAGCUCCGGCGGUGGAAAAGCAGCAGAUUUCUAGCAGCCCCGAUUCGGUUCUCAGUGCACCAGGCUUCUCCACCAGCAGUCCUAGCCACGAUUUAAACGGAGAAGAGGGUGGUUCACAAAGAGAUUUUGAAUGCUCGACAAGUAAUGCUGAGGUGGAAAAAGGGCUCAAUCAAGUCGACGUUUGCAGAAUUAAGGAGCUGAUGAAGAAGAGGAAAAGGCAGAGAGAAGUUUAUGGGAAAGCCGUUACUUCUGUCGACUGUAAUGAAGAAGAAGAUGCGUGGAUAGAGAGAGAAAUUGAAGGCGGCAUUAUUCUUGGAGCUGAAUCUCCUAGGAAGAAGCGAAAGCAGCUAUGAAAGAGAGAACAACUCAAAUCCAUACUGUAGCUAUAGAACAGAGCAUUGGAAUCUAUACGAGUUUUCUUUUUUCUUCCUUCCACUCUAAUUUAGGCGUGUAAUGUCAUAAAGGAGGCCACGGCAAUUUUCUUGGCACAUAGCUAUUUAGGUUCAUAUUCUUUCCCACCAAACUGAUAAUUUGUAAAAUAUUUGUCGUAAGUGGUGCAUUUAAUCUCAGGAAUUUACAUCAUUGUAACAUUUUGGGCCAUUUCAAUGAAAUUAUUAAGCCCUCUGCUCCUUCUAUUUCCA
Ananas comosus (pineapple) is the source of this 1862-nucleotide messenger RNA. RefSeq names its product cyclin-T1-2-like. The transcript has 8 exons. Lineage: Eukaryota; Viridiplantae; Streptophyta; Magnoliopsida; Poales; Bromeliaceae. Gene Ontology annotation, molecular function: cyclin-dependent protein serine/threonine kinase activator activity. The coding region runs from base 405 to 1574 and encodes 389 amino acids. The record is from RefSeq and is a predicted model, not a curated record. Gene Ontology annotation, biological process: positive regulation of DNA-templated transcription, elongation; regulation of transcription by RNA polymerase II. Gene Ontology annotation, cellular component: nucleus; cyclin/CDK positive transcription elongation factor complex.